Saccostrea cuccullata (small rock oyster) is the source of this 2288-nucleotide messenger RNA. Its product is annotated as E3 ubiquitin-protein ligase DCST1-like. NCBI's taxonomy places the organism in Eukaryota, Metazoa, Mollusca, Bivalvia, Ostreida, Ostreidae. Bases 9 to 2288 code for a protein of 759 amino acids. The transcript is spliced from 17 exons. The record is from RefSeq and is a predicted model, not a curated record. Gene Ontology annotation, cellular component: membrane.
AGUUGAAAAUGGCGUCUGUCAACAUGGCUCAUUCGGGAGAGGAAAUAUAUGAAGAAAAGAAGCUAACAUAUGAGGAGUACAUGUUUAAUCAUAUACGGAAGAAGUAUAAACGAAGAAAGAAAAGAAAAGGAAGCUAUCCUUACCUUUGUUUGUUCUUCAUUGUCGAUAAAUUAACAGACAUUUUGAGAUCAGAUCCGGGGGAAUACAGCGGGCUAAAAACUGUGUUGGGGUUCCCCACGGGGGCUCUUAUAGCAUUCGGCCUAUACCUGGCAGUUUUGGCGCCAUUAGAUCUACAGAAAGAGACAGCCGAGUUAUUUGGCGGACUCCUGGGUCUAGGGUUAGCGACCGGAUAUGCAAUUUCCGCGCAUGUGCGAUGCAUCUGUUGGUUGCUUGUUCCCACAUUCUUCGGAAAGAAAGGACGGUCAUUUAUAGGAACCUAUGCAAUUAUAUUCCUUAUCGCAGGGCCAGUUCAUAACCUCGCUACAAACGGAAGGGAGGUGAUCCGCUCCCUGACUUGUGCCGCGGAGUUAGCCAUUAACCAGACAUCUGCUAAAUGGGAGCUAAGGACCAAACCAUUCCGCAGGAUCAUGUCGCAGUUUGUGAAUGAAGGCGCUCAUUUGAAGAAGGUGACAAAGAAGAUAGACGCAGCUUACCAGCCAAUCAGAAAAGAGUUGAAAAGCCACGAAGAUAGCGACGAGUAUGAAAUCGAAGACGAGGAUUCGGAAGCUAAAAUGGCGGAAAGAAUGAGACAGGUUGACAAAGUGACACACAAUCGACGCGGAAACAGGAUGCAGAAGAUAGAAUCCGAAAACGAUGAGAGCACAGCGAAAGACAGAGCAGAAAAAUCCGAGAAAAAAUACCGGAAAAAGCUAGAAAUGAGAUGUGAAGAUGUAUGGAACAAGGCAGUAAUCAAGUGUCGAGGAGCCUUCAGGGAUUUGGAGAGAAAGUGUCUGUCCGCCAUUCCUGUCAUUGGCUUUGUUUUGUGUCUGCCACUGAAACUGACAAUCUUCUGCCAGCUCGCUAAAGUGGUGCCAAACGCAUUAGGAAUGGAGUGUAAAUCUAUGGAUGUGAUGGAGCCAGGCUUUGGUGACGUAUACGUGACGUCAGAGGACACAAUGGUCGACAUGGAAGAAAACUUUGACGUCAAUUUACAGUAUAAGAUGAUACAAACUCCUGAAGACAUCGACUAUACAAUGGCAGAGGAAGUUCGGAAGGGAACGAUGCACGAGUUUGAUAAGAAGCAAGCUUGGGUGGACUUCUUCACGUCGAUUCUCGCGAGAUUUAUGGCAUUUACUUUUAUAGUGGUGAUCGUGAGCUCCUAUAAAUACAACAAGAAGUAUUUAACAGACUUUAAGUUCGAUAACAACUACAUCUCUAAGUACUUCCGCCAUAUUGAUGCAAGACGCCAUUACCAAAAUAAGCGUACAUUAUUACCCCUGAAGAAUUUUGAAAAGGAUAAAAUGAUUUAUCCCGAUACACUAAAAAUGAUGCGAGGGGAAAAAAGAAAGCUGAGCAAAGGCACCUUCUUAAUUUUAAUGCGGGCGUUAAUAUCAGGACUGAUCGUAAUGUCCGCCAAUCUACUGUAUGAUGUGAUGGAUAUCAUAGAGAAAAACAGUCACAUAAGUUACAGACAAACAGGCUUGCAUUACAUUAAUGUGAAGGUGGCUGGUGUGGGAUUCAUGAGUCAGAUCAUACGACUCUUUCUAAAGGCUUUCAACAGUGAACAUUCUAUUGAUAACGUGACCACGAAUUUUAAAUGUUUACCUCAUCCCACAAAACUAAGGUCAUGGGAAGUCUACAGAAUUUACGCUGUAUAUAUUAUUGUUUGGAUUCUCAUGUUAUUUGAAGCAUAUGGCUUACGCAUGCGCAGACUCAUUUGUGCUUUCUUUUAUCGAAAGAGGGAGAAAUCACGGAUAUUGUUUAUGUAUAACGAACUAUUGAAGAGGAGGAAAGGCUAUCUUAUUCAUCUACGUAAAAAAGUUAGAAAACAGGCUAGGAAAUUCCAGCUUUCUCGGGAUUCUGGUAUUUUGAUUGGAAUAAGGCGUUCAUGUCCACGUCUUGCCUCUAUAGUGAAGCGUUUUAAGGCGUCUAAGACUCGGUGUCUGAUUUGUGAUGAUCUGGAGACAGAAGGAUUCGUUCUCUGUUCUACACCAGGAUGUAAUUUCUCUUACUGUGCCGACUGCUGGAUCGAUUGCAAGAAAAAGUGUUACGCAUGCGUACCGCGUUCUACAGAUUUCAGCGACAGUGACAAUUCUGAUGAUGGGAGCACAGAAGAUGAUGACGUAUAA